AUGGAAGAAUUUAUGGAUGCUCACCGUCUCGACUGCAUCAUGUCCGAUGCGUUCUAUAGUUGGACUUUCGACUUUGCUUCUUGUCUCUCUGUUCCGCGCAUCGUUUACUACACAUAUGGCGCUUUCUCUCUCUGCCUCAGGGAAGCCAUCCGAAGUCCUCACUCAGCCUACUUCAAGGUCGAGUCUGAUGAUGAGGAAUUUCUCGUCCCUGGUUUUCCUGACGCGAUCUCUCUAACCCGUUCUCAGCUUCCGGAUUACAAGCAAAAGAAUUGUGGGUAUAGUUGGUUGAUGGAACAAUGGAGAGAAGCCGAGAUGAAAAGCUAUGGAGUUUUGAUGAACACUUUCUACGAGUU
This is a messenger RNA of Ilex paraguariensis (yerba mate), 353 nucleotides long. The record is from the annotation of a GenBank genome assembly. NCBI's taxonomy places the organism in Eukaryota, Viridiplantae, Streptophyta, Magnoliopsida, Aquifoliales, Aquifoliaceae.